This is a messenger RNA of Nerophis lumbriciformis (worm pipefish), 1085 nucleotides long. RefSeq names its product adenine phosphoribosyltransferase (gene aprt). Gene Ontology annotation, cellular component: cytoplasm. The record is from RefSeq and is a predicted model, not a curated record. Gene Ontology annotation, molecular function: adenine binding; adenine phosphoribosyltransferase activity; AMP binding. NCBI's taxonomy places the organism in Eukaryota, Metazoa, Chordata, Actinopteri, Syngnathiformes, Syngnathidae. Gene Ontology annotation, biological process: AMP salvage; adenine salvage.
UUCGCGCAUGCGUGGGACGAUCGGGUAUUCCGGUACCGUUCGAAUAGUAACAGUUACAACAACUCAUGCAAAACUCUACAAACUGUCAAAUGGAAGGAAGUUCAGAAUCUAAACUCCAGCUGCUUCGUAGCCGUAUCCAUGCGGUCCCAGACUUUCCGAAGAGGGGCAUUUUAUUCAGAGAUAUAUGCCCCAUCCUGAAGGAUCCCACUGCUUUGACGGCCGUUAUUGACCUGUUUGAAGAGCAUGUGAAAAUCAAUCGCUGGGAAGCCGAUCUGAUAGUAGGUUUGGAUGCUCGCGGUUUCCUAUUUGGACCUCUUCUUGCUCAGCGUCUGGGAAUUGGUUUUGUCAUGAUCAGGAAGAAAGGAAAACUGCCAGGAACUACUGUGUCUGUGGCCUAUGAUUUGGAGUAUGGCAAGGCAGAAGCAGAGAUCCAGGAGGAUGCAGUGUCUCCAGGGCAAAAAAUUUUGAUUCUGGAUGACCUUCUGGCGACUGGAGGUACUCUUUUUGCGGCAUGUGAGCUGAUGAAGAAACGACGUGCAGAGGUGCAAGGCUGCUUGGUAGUUAUUGAACUGACGGAGCUAAAAGGUAUCGACCGGCUGAAACCACACAGGGUCGUCUCUCUGGUUCAGUACUGAUCACAGGUGCGUGCCUGCCAUUCCAUGCCAUUUCAAGCAUACUUCACCGCACCAAAGUAAAAAAAAAGAAAAAGCCAUAUGGUUUUUAAAAUGUUAUUAAAAAAGUAAAAUGCUGCCCAUUCCUUUGUUUGAAAUGCACUGUGAUUUCAUAUUUUCUUUUAUGGGCUAACUGAAACUGUUGUAAAGAAUGUAGAGAAUCAAAUCAAAAGAAAGAGUGCAUUAGCAAUUGUUAAGAUACAUUUAUUAAUUCUUAACAUCAGUAGUAGAAUGUUGCAAGUACUAAUUCCUUGAAAUGCAGAGAAUUCAUCGCUAAUACUGUUUGUAGCUAAGGCCUUUAACUGCAUCUUGCUUAUUCCACAUGUCACUUAAAGUGUAUUUUAGCAAGCUUGUAAUAAUGUCAUCUACUGUAUUCAUCUUGUGUACACUUUAAAUAAAAGACAUGUAAUCCUU